Mucor mucedo is the source of this 605-nucleotide messenger RNA. RefSeq lists its product as uncharacterized. Bases 18 to 605 code for a protein of 195 amino acids. The record is from RefSeq and is a predicted model, not a curated record. NCBI's taxonomy places the organism in Eukaryota, Fungi, Mucoromycota, Mucoromycetes, Mucorales, Mucoraceae. The transcript has a single exon.
AUUUUUUUUUGGCUGAUAUGAAUCCAAACCGUAUCACUACAUUAUUACACUGUGUCCGUCUCACAUCUUUAAUUACAGCUAUAGUUAUCGUAAUUGGAUCCCUUUGUCUAUACAGCUCAAAUGCUCUUCCCUUGAAUAUUACAGAUGAUGGGAAAGAAGAUAUCAAAACAUGGAUUCUCCAAUCAAUUACAGAUCGUCGUUUAAUAUCCACUCUGGUUGCAGCUCAAGCAUCUAUUUUCUGUCCAUUGUUCGUACUACUCAACCCAUCCUCAUUGUCAUCCAAACCUACCGCACAAAUAACCGAGCCUACUUCAGCAACCACCUCUUUGGUUGAAAUGGUUUGUCAAUUAUUGAUGCCACUUGGGUUGGCACUAAGCUGGAUGUUUUCAAUUUUAUUUGAUUUGAAAACAACUGAUUUGAUUGGACAAGGUGAUGUAUGUUUAUUAGAGGACGUCGGUUGUGUUUUAUUUGGUUUUGUUUAUGGUUUAAAAUAUGCCAUUGUCAUUUUAUUCGCCAUAGAAACAUCGCUAGUUAUCUUAUUCUUUAUCGUCACAAGAUUCCAUUCUCGUCAAAUUCAAUUACCAACAGACGAACCAAAGAACUAA